UUCUUAUUGAAUCUUAUUGUAGCAACUUAACCGAUUCAUUUACAAACAAUCAAAACAUUAAGCCUAAAAAGAACAACAAAAAGGUCUCUCAAGACCAAACAUUUUACAUAAUCCACCAUUAACAUAAACGAUUUGGCCAUUAACACCAUUAGCUGAAGUUCUGCCAAUUGAUUGCUUUUGGAAUGAUAGUCAAAAAUCUUGUUUGCUAAUUGAAUUGUAUCUAAACCAAAAUAAAAGAAAUAACUAAGAAAAAUACGGAAAUAAAAAAUGAAAUGAUAGUAAGAAGUUUCUGAACUUAAGGGGGGUGUUAGUGGAAAUGUGAUAUGUAGUGAUUAUUAGAGUUUUCAAUUCUAGUGUUAUUGAUGUAUAGAUUCUCAUAUUCUCAUUAAAAUAUAGUAUGAUUGGUUUUAUGAUUCUCAAACUUUUAACUCACAAAAUAAGAUUUUGAGAAUACCACAUGUUUCACUUGGAUUCUUAAAAUCAUUACAUUACUUUACUUUCAUAGAUUUUAACAAUAUAUACAAAAUUCUCUACAACUCUUUUCAAAUUUAACAAAUCUUAUAACUUUUCAAAUUAACAAAUUCUAUAAAAAUUCAAGUCCCACUAACACCCCCUAAAUGCAAAUUGACCAACAUUUUCCAUUGAAAAAAUGGUGAAUUUUAUCUGGACCAAAUUAUACCAAUCACAUAGUGUGUAGAAUGAUAAUUUUAGAACAUAGGUCUAUUUAAGUAAAAAAGCAGAUAAAUAAAGGAGUAGAUUUGCUUAAGACCCAACAAUUAGGGAGCGUUGCCAUAAUAAUUAAACCCGCGCCCAUCGCACAAAACGCUCGCAAAGUUCUUUUUUUUGAGCACGGAUAUAUUAAAAUUUAAAGACUCUCUCAAAAAGAGGAGGGAGCCUGGGAAGCAUUACAGAGGGUGUCCUUAGCCAGACGAUCGCAAAGUUCAAAAACAAAAGUUGAAGAAACCCUUUUCUGGUUUUCUUGGCGUCGUAUCGUAAGUAGGAGGAGAAGAAAGAUCCAUCUCUCUUGGGUUUUUCCUUAAUUUUCAGAUUCUGGGAUCAAUCUUCGUGAGACAGAUAUGGUGAGUAUGAUAGAUAAGUCCCGACUAGGAGCUAACCGAUAGCUCUAAGUUAGGUAGAUAGAAGUCUAGAAGAUGAUUUUAGGGAAGAACAAUCACCUCGAAGAGCUUAGAUCUUGAUAGAGAGAACAGAGAGUUUUAGAGGUUGGAAAAUGAUAAUGUUAUUGAUAAAAUUGUUUCUCUGCAAAUGCAGGGUACAAAUACUAAAGACAAAGAGGCUCUAACGGUUCAAACGUGAGCUGUAAAGUAAAAGCAAAAGCAUAAAGUAGCAAAGGGAUCAGCAUAUUUGCUGAGAGAUGCUGUUGUGAUAAGGAUGUCAAGGAUGACUCAUCCUAUGACACUUCGCUAUCAAACAAGACAACUGAGGGAUUCAAGAGGGGAACACAGAAAAUGGGGAGAAACCUCGGUUCAGCGUUUAGACAAGAAUUGGCUAAUGUUGACAAAGAUCCAGAUAAUUACGAGACUGCAAUGAGCAAAUUGAGAACCAUUGUGAAAGAUUUGGAUGCAAACGCUAUACAUGCGUUUCUCACUCAAGUUUCUGAAACAAAAGAGAUUGGUUCCGAGUCUGGCGGCUACACGGUCUCUCUCUCUCUUUGAAGACCUUGCACGUGCAGAGAGAUUGAUAAAAGAGGCUGAUCCAUCAGUGAAGUCUACACAUAACAGGAGUUAUGUAAACGACCAAGAAGAUGAUGAGGUGUCAGGCUCUCCUUUGUUGGCUUAUGCUGACAAUAACCAAGAAACCGGUUCAAGAAAUCAGAUUCAGUUCUCUGGUGUUGAAGAUGAUAACAUGGAGUUAGUUUGUUUCCAUCAGAGGAACAGAAGCUCUGAGUCUAGGACCAAUCGCCCACGAAGUUCAAGACGAAACAGGAAGAAGAGACGGUCAGAACGUAACAGGCACGGUUUCACACAAGAUUCAUUUACUGUACUGCUAGAGAACAGAGAGCAGCAGCUACGACAGUACAGUGAAAGCUCAUCGUCAUCACCAAUACAUGAUAGAUCGGGUACUACUACUCCAACAGAAGACAUCUGUGAGAAACUAAAGAUAGAUUUGGAUUCUGUGGCCAAAGUGAAGAGAGAAGAGAGUGAAACAGAGUCAAGACGGGACAGCAGCAAGAAGAGUGUGUUGAGAUGGGGUUUGAGUUUCUUCUCUGUUGUAGUUGCAGGGCUUGUUUCCUUCAUGUGGGUGCAUCUGCAAGAUGAUAUGAUGAUGCCUCCUCAUCUUGUUCCUACUUGAACUUACUUAGGUUCAGAUUAUAUAAUUCAAGAGUGUUCGCAAGUCCUCUGUUCUUAUUAAAUCAAAGGCUCUUUCAAGCUUACAAUCUUUCGUGAUAUCUUACAACUUCACUUUCGUAUCAUAUAUAUAGGUCUAGCUAUUUCCUAAACCUACUUGUAAUCACUUUCACUUUCAUGUAU
Messenger RNA from Raphanus sativus (radish), 2489 nucleotides. RefSeq names its product protein SINE2-like. NCBI's taxonomy places the organism in Eukaryota, Viridiplantae, Streptophyta, Magnoliopsida, Brassicales, Brassicaceae. The record is from RefSeq and is a predicted model, not a curated record. The transcript is spliced from 3 exons. Bases 1579 to 2310 code for a protein of 243 amino acids.